Molecule: messenger RNA, 12312 nt
Organism: Ruditapes philippinarum (Manila clam)
Lineage: Eukaryota; Metazoa; Mollusca; Bivalvia; Venerida; Veneridae
Exons: 41
Coding region: 47-9283 (3078 amino acids)
Biological process (GO): detection of mechanical stimulus
Cellular component (GO): membrane
Molecular function (GO): protein binding; calcium channel activity; calcium ion binding
Source: RefSeq, a predicted model, not a curated record
GCUAUGGCGAUUAUUACUCUUUGGCUUACUUCACGUGACACAUGGAAUGUUGAAAAUGCCAGACUUCAACUCAGGUUGGUUAGAUCUGUUACCGGAUAUGAAUUCUACAGAAACUGUAAAGAUAGUGUUGCACGGACUCCAUGAGACGCCGUUACUGGUGGACGUUCAGUUCAAAACGAGUGAUAACGGUCCUAUAUAUCAAGCUUCAGGGCACAUAAUUCAAAACACAGAUUUAGGAACACAAGUGGUUAGGCCAUCUGGAUGUUGGAGAACAACAUGUGGAAUUUACGACCCAGACAGUGAAAAUGGAGUAAUGUAUGUAUAUGACAACCGGGUGGUCAAGGUCAUAGACAUAUCUCGAAAUAAAAACAGAGACUACGGAAAGUGCAAAUUCACAGCCGAGCUGCCGGAUGGUUUGACGAAGAAAGUCCGAAUUCGAGCCUGGAAGUCAAAAAGUUUGCCGGAGCCAUCUUUUACAAAGACUAUAUAUGUGGCUGGCAAUUUUGAGAAAAUCGAAAUAACGCAUGGUUUUGGAAAGUAUCCUGAACUCGUCAUAUCAAGAAUGAAAUAUAUCUAUUCGAAAUGCAAAUUCUUUCGGGACGUUUAUUCAGAUUCGAUAGGUGCACCAAUAAGAAUGCUUGCCGAAUCACCCGAGAAAACCGGUUAUAUUGCAUAUGAAUAUGAUGAAAAAAGUAUUUUACUUUGGAAAGCAUCUGAAGCUUUGAUCGCUGGGUACGGAACAGGAAGGGCAAUUAUCACAGGUGGGUCGAUAGAGAUAUAUGCUUGGAAUUCAACAGAUAUGUAUGGAACGACAAUGAAAAAAUCCUUUGUUUAUGAUUCUGUAGACAUACCAACGGUACCGGGAAUAGAAAUGGACGAUAAGACAAAAAUCGCUGAAUUAUUUAACAGAUCUGUUCAUGUAUUUGAUGUUGUGAUUAACAAGUCAAUUCCUGUUAGUGAAUUGAUUGACAAGGAAUUGACAAUUACUCGCAUUUUAAACGAAUCAUUGACUGUUGGAGAAGUCAUUAAUACAACCUAUAUUAAUGACAUAAUAAAAUGUGAAAACAAAUCUACCCUUAAGCAAAUUAUGGGGAUGUCAGAAUCACUUCGAAUAGUUUUAGAUGGAACAGUUACUCUAAUGAAUGUACUCGAUACAAAUUUGCCGAUAGGAUAUGUUAUUGACAACAAUUUACCUAUCGGACAAGUGCUAAAUACCUCUUUGAAAGCUGAAAUUCCGUUAAAUGAUAAAAUUUUCUUUCAUGAAUUCAUAGACACUUCUAUCACACUGGAUGCAAUUAUAGAAAACACUGUUGUUAUUAAAGAAGCAUUUGAUUAUAUUCAAUUAUUUAAUGAAUCAGUGGAACUAGAAAAUAUUUUUAACGGUGAUUCAAUAUUUUUCUUAUUACGUGAACUAUAUAAAUCUGGAAGAGCACUCAAUGACAGUAUCACCGUUUUUAAAAGCUCUGUUUAUACAGUUGCUACAAGUGCAAACAACCUAAACAUUUCUUUCCUCAACGACAAAAAUAAAUCAAAGGAAACACCACAACUACUGCAAUACCUCGAAGACAUAAGUAAACAGCUAGAUACAAUUAAAGAUAAAGUGUCUGAAAUGGAGGAAUCGGCUGCAUACCUACACUUUGAUAAUAGAACCUUCAAUGAACUACAUACUGAAAUUGGUAAAGUAGAUAUCUUGACAAUUAAAACAUUUGAGUGUGUGUCUAUUAUUACAGGAUUGCUUGAACAAAUGGUUGACUUGGUAUCAGAAAAGCCAACUUUAUCUGGUGAUAUAGUUGAUUUUAACCGAACCUUUGGAAUGUCUUCCUCACUCUAUAGUUUGCUUAAAAUUAAAUAUGAAAAGUGGCUUGAUGAUUCAUUUGCACUAAUUUUUAGUAUCAGAAAAGAAUCUGAUCGGGACAUUCAAAUUUUAGAGCUGAUAGCGACACACAUUAAACUUGGAGAUUUGUUGAACUCUUCAAUAUAUCUGAAAGAUGUGCUUCACAGUUCCGUAACACUUCAGGAAUUAGAAAUGGCUGGAAAUAAAGUGUGGACAUCUUUAGAUAAAAAAUUGCAAAUUUCUGAUAUCAUCAAUGAUCAUGGCAAUUCAGUUUAUUUAGUUGAUAUUUUAGUACAAUCUGACAAUGAUAAAAGUCGAGUAUUGCAACCAGAUUACAUCCUUCCGGUUGUGAUCAAUGACCUGGAACAUACAUUAGUUAGAGCAUUCGUGGAAGCAUAUGACACUCAGAACAAAAGCUUACGUACAACAGUUACUGGUACAUUACAAUGGUAUGAGCACAUGGUAAUGCCAUCAUAUUGUCACUUUGGUGGUAUGGUUUCAAGCUUCAAACAAGACCGAGUUAAUUUUUGGUAUUCAGAAAAAUACCCUGAAUGUUCAACCAUGUGUCAAGAAAAAACAAAAUGUGACGAUACCUCUAAAUGUAGAACAGCAGCUUCUUUUCAACUAUAUUUUUUAACAAAAAUCUGGAACGUAGAAAAAGAUUUCUGUGUCAGUAGUCCCUGUAAAUAUGGCGGAAAAUGUAAAAACUUACAACAGACCUUUAAAUGUUACUGCAAAGCCGGCUGGAAUGGUACCUACUGUGAUAACAAUAUAAACGAUUGUAUUGGACAGUGCAAGAAUUUUGUUGAGUGUAUUGACAAAGUUAAUGAUUACACAUGCGUAUGCAAGCCUGGAUGGACAGGAAAGAACUGUAGCUCAGAAUCACAGCCUUUCAAAGUUCUUCAUACCGAAGAAUCACAACCUUUCAAAGAUCUUCAUACCGAAGAAUCGAUAAGUGACAGAAACCUUGUAAUACUUGGGACUAAUGAAUUUGACAUAACAAGGUUUUCUACAAUCAAAUCAAGACACAGUUGUAUAAAGUAUGUAAAAGCAAUUAAUAUCGAAAGACAGACUAACCAAAAGGAUAAGAAUGUGACUGUGACCGUGGAUUUGCUGGUAGCUGACUGUAUUGCACAUUCUGUAUCCUGCUCGAUCCUUUGGGGUGAUGGGAACAAGACCAACUUGAAUGUUUCGUAUUCAACCGAAAAACAUAACCACACGUACUUAAAUUAUGGAGUAUACGAAAUUCAGACCGAAUGUAAAGAGUCUCAUGGAAAAAUAACUCGUUGUCCGGAAACGAAAUGCUGCAUGAAUACAAACAAUUUCUUGGAUGAUUUGUACCGGGAUUUUACACAUCCAAAACGAGUUUUAGCUGACAAAACAGUUGAAAUAAACAGCUAUGAUGAUAUAAAUAAAACAUGUGCAGGUGCUGAGUUUCAUUGGCGAUUUAUACAAGUUUUUUCGAAUAAACUGAUGUCCUUUACGGACUUCAGUCAACCACACUCCGGUAAUAUAGUACUUCCUGGUGGCACGCUUAGACCAGGCACUUAUGUUGCCAUCUUAGAAGUGGUAUUAGAGAGUUCCUGGUUCAAUGAUUUUAUUGUACUUGAAGUUACAUUUCCGGAUUUGUAUAUGUUUAUUUCAGGCGGUGACUUUCUUUACGUCCCGCACGGCAAAAUCGUUUAUGUGAAUGCUUCUGAAUCUCAUGAUACCGUCCGUGGCUUAAAUUAUACUAAUAAUUCAAAGUUAGUUUCACAUUGGACUUUUGAACUUAUUUCUACAGAAACCUCUGAUAUGGAAGUGUAUAAUCAAAUUAACAGACAAAUUUUAGGUGUAGGUAAAAGAUAUAAAUUACGAACGGGAAAUGUGAAUAUUCUUAAGGUAUGGACAGGUUAUUUUCCAAUCAAUUCCUAUGGUGUUGCUGUCUUUACGAUGUCAAAAGGAAGCAGCCAUUCAAGAGUCUUUCAAGUCUUAAAAUUUGUUGAAAACGCUCUACCUGUAUCAAUAAGCUGCGUAUACAACUGCUUUGCUUUGCAUGGUGGCUUGAUUAAUUUUGACAAGCUGAUACUUGAUACAGAGAUAGAGACGACCGCCAGUGGGAACUAUUUUAUUUAUGAAUGGAACGUAUAUAACUGGCAAAAUGGCUCUUUUGUUCGAGUAAAAGAUGUGAUUGAUAAUACAGAUAAGACAUCAAUAACAAUUCCAAAAGAGAACGUAGAUGAAGGUUUUACUUACAUUUUCGAAGUCAAGGUCACUACAAGUGACAGAAAAUUGACAGGCAUUGUUGCCGUAAUAAGAACAUUUGAUAAUGUUCCCUAUGGAGGCACAUGCAUUAUUGAUAGAGACCAUGUGGUGUCUGCAUUCGACAUGGUUCAACUUCAAUGUCAUUCAUGGAAAAUCCGAAGCAAGAGGCUGACAAUGAACAACAUCAUAGAUACAACCCCUUUUCUUACAUAUACAAUUAUACAAGAAACAGUUGGCGCUUUUAUUGAAGAGGAGCCAAUCACACAACGGGGUGACCGAGAGGUAUUAAUCGUGCUUAAAGUUGGAAAUUGGGAAAGAAAUUACGAAACGUCAAUCAACGUCCGUAUAGCAGAUAUUUACAAUAACUUCAAUGUAUAUACCAUUCCAAACAUUUCGUCAACACCAGUUCUUGAUGUAGAUGGUGUAGAUACGACUGAAUCAGGGGCUCAAAUGAUUCGUGACUAUAUCAAGGGUGACUAUUCCGAUGUUUUAGACAAAUUGCAGUCCAUCUUUGAUAGAACUGCUAUCACAAUGUAUUACAUCUCUGCUGUAUGCAGCAAUAUAUACCUCAUAGAGUUAAAUGAAAAAGAGCCUGUUGUUCAAAAUGUUUUAAACGAGAAAGGCAAUGGUAUGAUUCUGGACUUGUCAAAAUACGGGAACAGUUCCAUUACGAGUUUUCAAGACACGCUAAAAGAGACCCUGAACAAAACGCUGGACCCUACAACAUUAAUAUUGCAAGAGUUCCUCAAAAGCAUGACAGACACUGUGACACAAAUUUCUACGAACCUUAACGAACACCCAGAGAACGUUACCUACAGAAUAGUGUUUUCAAUUGUCACAAACGCCUAUUCAAAUCUUGCAUCAAAAGCAGACUUCAUUGACAAAGCAACUACAGGUCGGUUAGUGAAUCUUGUAGAAAGUACUGGAUCGAGAAAUGUUGGUAUUGACAAUGAGGACGAACUGGAAGAAGUCGCUGAACAGACAUUUCGAAUGUCAAUGACCGUAUCUGGCGCUAGCGUAUCCAGUUCCCUUGACCAAUACCGGUCAACAGAUGAUAUAUACAGUGCGAUGCGCCAGAUUGACGACAUGCUGUCUGUUGUUGGACAUGAUAUAAAUAUCUAUACAGCGACCUUAUCACCUCAAGAAAGAGCAUUUCUUUACUUGAAAAUUCAGCGUCAACUUUAUUUGUUUAUAGAUGAAGUGAAAGAGAAUGCAAAACUUGCUGCAAAGUCAACGGUCAGUUUGGCAAACGAUAUGCAAGACAAAAUAAAGCAAUGUCAAGGGUGCAAUAACCAUGCCUCUGGCACAGAUAAACAGUUGCUGAAGAAAACAAGUGCAUGCAAAUUCAAGAAAGAAAAGACCAGUACCAAAUCGUGCGCCUUCAAACUGGAUGAUAUUGAUUUGCAUGACAAUAAAAGCUGUGAUGAGACACAAGUAUCCGUUUCAGCAAUCGAGUUCAAGGACAAUGUGUACAUGUAUGAUAAUGACGGAACAUCAAGCCUUAUAACCUCAAGUGUGCUACGAUUAGACGUAAAAACAGCUGAGCAACGCGUAUCAGCUAAACAUAUAACUUUUGAACAAAGAGUCAUUACUCCAAAACCAAUACAUAUCACACCCCAUGUGGACCAGGAAGACGCCUCUCAAUUUAUGUACCAUAGAUUCCUGUAUCAAAAAAGUACUGACAGUGUUUGUGUCGUUGUUCAACCUCUCGGAAAUCAGGAUCUAAAAAGCUACCUUAUUUAUAUAAAAUUCAGCGAACCGCCAUCGAUAAUUGAUUAUGAUCUCAAAUUUAGUGUGUUUGGGGACAAUCACUGGCAAACGUGUAUUGAUCCACAUCGCAUGAAAGAACACACUGGUGUUACCUUUUUGGCAGUUAGUUUUGAAGGAAUCGAUAUGUCCAAACUUGACACAGAAAGCUCAGAGAGAAAAGUAGUGGAACAGGGUGAAGACGAAAGAUUUGACUAUAAAAUUACAAUAGUAACUAUGGGAUGCCUAACAUGGGAAGAGGAAAAAUCACAAUGGAAUGCAAAAAAGUGUCAGCUGAUUGAUUGGCAUCGAGAAGAAGAAAAUAUUGUUUGCCUUUGCCAAGGAGUGACCGAUAUGGUCUUUGGAAAUUCUUUCUUUGUUGCUCCAAACGCUAUUGAUUUUUCAAACGUUUUUCUGAAGUUUUCUCCGCUAAACCAAGCUGCUGUUAUCGGCACCCUUGCUGGAAUCUUCAGCGUCUAUAUAAUUUCAGUGAUUAUCUUCGCUCGACUUGACAAGAAGGAUAAAUUAAAGUGGGUCAUAACACCACUACGCGACAAUUACAUCACUGAUGAAUACUUUUAUUUGAUAAGAGUUUUUACGGGCAUGCGCAGAGGAGCAGGUACCAGGUCUCGUGUUGCUUUCCAUUUGAGCGGUGAAUAUGACAUAUCCGGUCAGCGAGAGUUAUUUGAUGGUAUACGAGAGGAGUUUAGCACUGGCAGUGGAAUGUCGUUCAUUAUGUCGACAUAUGAAGAUCUAGGUGAUUUGCAGAGUCUUCAUAUAUGGCAUGACAAUAGUGGUGAGGGCAGAUUUGCAUCAUGGUACCUAAGUCGAGUCGAUGUAUAUGACUUGCAACGGCAUAAAACAUACUAUUUCCCUUUUGAAACCUGGCUGUCUCUUGAAACCUGCCUAGAAGCUAAGUUAUCGCCAGUACCAACAAACCAAUCUUUAAAUCUGGAAUCCAGAUUCUUUGGUAAUUUAAGACAUAGACUUUCUGAAGGACACAUGUUUAUAUCAAUAGUUUACCGACCAACAAUGAGUGUUUUCACACGUGUUCAGCGUGCGUCAUGUGCUCUCGUGUUUAUAAUGCUUAACAUGUUAGCUAACGCAUUAUAUUUCAACCCAGAGCCUAACUACCAGACACCAGCAUUGCUACAAAUAGGACCAUUCCGAUUUACAUCUCAACAAAUAUACAUAUCUGUUUUCUGUGCCUUGUUUUCAACUAUACCGGUAUGUUUCCUUAUCGAACUUUUUAAAAGAACAAAGAGAAACCAGGAAACAACUGAAAAAACCUGCUGCAGCUGUUGCUGUCCUAGUCAUGGCUCUAAAUAUAAACAGAAGGCAAAUGAGACACGACAACAUGAAGAAUUCCUAAACUCAGCAUCUCUUUUGACGGAAACAGAACAGUCUGAAUAUAGUAUACGGCUGCCACAUGGAUUUAUAUAUCUAGCUUGGUUUGUUGUUGCUGGAGGAACGAUAACUCCUGCUUUCUUUGUUCUGUUGUACAGUAUGGAGUGGGGCAAACAGAAAUCUGAGGAGUGGCUGACAACAUUGACCAUGUCUUUACUGGAAUCAAUUUUACUAAUAGACCCAUUUAUAGUCGUAUGCAUUUCCCUCUUUCUUGCUGUGAUACUACGUUCGAGAACUCUGAGAAAGGACUCUAGUGCCACAAAAACGGUCACCAAAUAUAGACAUAGCCUUGGACUUGGUGAGGAAGAAAACACUGUUUCAUCUAGUGUGGCUGUGCUGAAAUCUAUUGUGACGGAGUUCAAGUCUUAUAAAUUGAAUCCAAGAAAUGUUUCAAUGCCUGUUCAGGGAGAUAAUCUUAAACAAGCGCAAGAAAAACAACGACAAAAUUCAAACUUUCAGAACUCUUUGAAGGAUAUUAAAUUGAACCUUGUUUUCAUUAUCAUUGUGUCAGUAAUCUGCUAUUCCAACAGAGAUGUCAGGUCGUUUCUACAUCAUUCGCACCUUUCCAACAGACUUGUUACACCAAGUGAUACCCAGAAGUUUCACUCGAUAAAAUCACCAAAUGAUUUGUUUAAGUGGAUAAAUGAUACAAUGAUCCCGUACCUAUUCCGUGAACAUGACGAAUACGGCAUUGUCUUACACUGGACAGAGCGACAAUUCACACAUGAUCAUUAUCUAAGACUCGGGCCGCCAAGACUACGACAGCUACGGACCAAACAAGGUACUUGUGACAUACCAUAUAUUGACCAGCCAAUUUGUUUUGGUGAAUAUCGUUUAUGGAAUGAAGAGGACAAUAACUAUUGUAUUGGAUGGAAGAAUCACCCGUCAUGCAGAUUAACCGAGAGUUUUUAUAAUGUGACAUCCUCGGCAUGGAAAUUCAGACCGUCUCUAGAUAUCUGGGGAGUACCUUUGACAGGAUACUACACAACAUACGGUGGCGGAGGGUAUAUAGCAUCACUUCAUGUUAAUCUCAAUUAUUCUAUCGGCAUUAUCAACGAACUGUAUAAAAAUCUAUGGAUUGAUCGUCAGACUCGUGCUGUAAUAGUAGAAUUUACACUUUACGACGCUUCUACAAACUUGUUUGUUUACAAUAUGUUUAUGACAGAGUUUCCUCAAACAGGCGGUGCAUUCACAACGUACAACACGUACCCAUUACGUGUUUAUCCACACCAUGGGGCGACUGGAACGUGGACUCUAGUAUGCGAAAUAUUGUUUGUGUUUUAUAUCACAUGUUUCUUCAUCCGAAUGUGUUUCAGGAUAUACAGACUACGAUUUGAAUAUUUCAAAAAGUUUUGGCCAGUUUUCGACUUUGUCCUCUUCAAUGUUGCUGCAACGGCUGUAGUUUUUUAUUGUUUUCGUCUACGAUUUUCAUUAGAAACAAUCGAGAGGUUCAAAAAGGAUAAUAAAAUUUUUGUAAACUUUAGUCAUAUUAUGGUUUGGGAUCAAGCUUUUGUGCUAUCUCUAGGAGUGUUAGCAUUUAUAGCAACAAUAAGGAUGCUCGAGGUACUGUCUACACUUAAACAUUUGAAAGCAAUCGUGGAUAUCUUCAGAAAAUGUGGCAAAGAUCUGUUUUGGUAUGGCUUAUCAUUUGUUCAGAUAUUUUUAGGGUUUUGUGGGUUGGGAUUAUUACUCUUUGGUUCGCAACUUGAAUCUUACAGAAAUUUAUACCAGUGUAUGGGAACACUAUUUAUUGCAAUGAUUGGAAAAAGUCGAUUCUCAGAAAUAAAUGAAACAAACCCUGUGUUGGCGAAGGUUUUCUUCAUACUAUACGUUUUGAUUGUCGUUUAUUUCUUCCUAACCAUUUUCCUCGCCAUUAUUGGAGCAAGCAUCGACGAAGUGGUUCAACAAAAUCGCACUGGUCCGGAUCACGAUCUUAUUGCAUACAUGAUACAGAAAAUCAAAGACCUCUUCAACAAACCCGCCUUAAAAAUACAAAAGCAAAAGAGAAAAAUGAAAACUACUCCAACACUAACAAACAAUAAAAUUACGUAAAAUACCACAAAUGCUGUUAGACUGAGGAGAGUAUCAAACAUAGCAAUGUAUUGUAUUUGUACCAUACAACCAGUCGUCUGUAUUGAUAUUACGAACUAUCAAGUAACAGAUCAUCUGAUUUUUAACAUAUCAUGACAAGAGUGCGAUUACUUUAGACGUAUAGAUUCGACCCACUUUAGUAAUUGUCUUUAUAUAUUAAAAAUGACAAGUGUUUCUGUUAAUCAUUAAUAUUGUUUUUACUUUUCAUAUAUAUCAUACAAUGGUGGUUUAUAUUUGUUAUAAAACUGACUAAAUUCAAUUGUACUUUAUACAGUUAUGUCACAUUUGUGAGCUGAAUGCAGAUAAUGCUUUCUUUUCAAAUUGAAUUCAUCGUCAAUAAGAUGAAGAAAAACAUAUGUUUGUUAGUCUGUAACACCAAAAUUAGCAAACACCUUAAAAUACAAACACAACAUUUGAAAAGUUAUAAAAUACUAUAUGAAUGGUAAAGUUUGUGUACGAGUGUAUAUAUUAGAAAAUUUUGAAUUUAUGUUAUAGAUUCAUGAACAUUUUCUUUGUUAAAAUAGUCCAAAUCUUCAUCAUUUUUCAAAUCGUUUACAUUUAAACAUUGAAAUAUAUUGCACACAUUUCCAUUUUAUGCUUAAUAUAAAAAUCAGUUUUUUAAUUGGUAACCAGUUAUAAAAUGAGAGUUAUUUUGAAAGUCCUUGUGACAAUCAAACAAAACCUGCAUUUUUUUCUUUUAUUUGUGAUUUUCUUGUUUUUCUGUGGUAAAACUACAGCUGUUUAUGAUUUUUUAGCUCACCUGAGCUAGCUCAGUGUGAGCUUUUAGGAUCGUUGAAUGUCCAUCUACAUUUGUUCGUUAGCUCUCUAGCGGUCACAUUUUUGUCAGGAUGCUUAUCUUGGUAAUAGCUCGGAUGAAGUCGAACAUGGGUCAUCUCGGAUGAAAAACUAGGUCACAAGAGUUAAGGAUAUGAGGCCUGCUUUUUAAAUUUGUCUUUUGACGUUAUAUCUGUGAUGUGCAGGCUUCAUAACCUCUGAUCCCCACUCAAAAUUCCAUUUUAUUUUGUUCCGCCCAUUGUUUUCUCGUUUAGGGCACACGCAUUUUUUAACUUGGGGGACCAUAUGCCGCUUUUCAUGGAAUGGCAUUUAGUGUCACAUUGAAGGUUCCAUGAUAACCGCCAUAUGAACACAUCUGCGGAUGUUUCAAAAUUCAAAAUUUUACCAGUUCAUGUUAAAUGUUGAAUUCUGCUUAAGCCGGUGCUAGGGGGCGUGGUCGGUAGCUUACACUUGACAGUACCGUCCAUGAACAGGCUCAAUCAAACCGAGCCUGCAACAUUUUCAAUUUUGACGUGUUGGGCUUUCUUUGGGGAUUCUUAUUUCACUCUAUUUUAUCGCAACAUCAGCGUUGUUUGUGCCGUGUGGAGGUUGUUAAAAGUCGCCCCGUACAUUCAAUCAGGGAUGUUAUAUUUCCGAUCCUUAAAGAUCGUUCAGCACGACAUUAAUGUUGUGCUUGUGGUAUUUUAGUUCUAUCUAUUCGGCAUCUUUCUUGUUGGGUGGUUCCAGUAUUCCUCACUUGAAUACUGUUGAAUCACCCUUAGGAUAUGAGGCCUGCUUUUUAAAUUUGUCUUUUGACGUUAUAUCUGUGAUAUGCAGGCUUCAUAACCUCUGAUCCCCACUCAAAAUUCCAUUUUAUUUUGUUCCGCCCAUUGUUUUCUCGUUUAGGGCACACGCAUUGUUUUACUUGGGGGACCAUAUGGCGCUUUUCAUGGAAUGGCAUUUAGUGUCACAUUGAAGGUUCCAUGAUAACCGCCAUAUGAACACAUCUGCGGAUGUUUCAAAAUUCAAAAUUUUACCAGUUCAUGUUAAAUGUUGAAUUCUGCUUAAGCCGGUGCUAGGGGGCGUGGUCGGUAGUUUGCACUUGACAGUACCGUCCAUGAACAGGCUCAAUCAAACCGAGCCUGCAACAUUUUCAAUUUUGACGUGUUGGGCUUUCUUUGGGGAUUCUUAUUUCACUCUAUUAAAAUAGAAAAACCUUGUUAACACUCUAGCGGUCACAUUUUUGAUACAAUCAUCAUCAAUCUUUGUCAGGAUGCUUGUCUAGGUAAUUGCUCAGAUGAGGUCGAACAUGGGUCAUCUCGAAUGGAAAACUAGGUCACAGGAGCUAAAAACAGAAAAACCUUGUAAACACUCUAGCGGUCACAUUUUUGCCUCAAUUAUCAUCAAACUUUGUCAGAAUGCUUGUCUAGGCAAUUGCCCAAAUGAGUACGAACAUGGGUCAUCUCGGAUGAAAAACUAGGUCACAGGAGCUAACAAAAAUAGAAAAACCUUGUUAAUCCUCUAUUGGUCACAUUUUUGACUGAAUUAUCAUCAAACUUGGUCAGAAUGCUUGUCUAGGUAAUUGCUCAAAUGAGUACGAACAUGGGUCAUCUCGGAUGAAAAACUAGGUCACAGGAGCUUAAAAUAAAAAUAUGUUGUUAACACUAGUGGCUACUGUUUUGAUCCAAAUAUCCUGGAAAUUGGUCUGAAAGUUUGUUUUGAUAAUUUCUAGGUCAAGUUUGGAUAUGGGUCACCUGGGGUCAAAAACUUGGUCACACUGCUCAAAUAUCGAUAAUCCUUGGUAACACUCUAGUGGUUAUGACUCACCUGUCAUGAAACUUGGUCAGAAUGCUUGUCUAGGUUAUUGUUCUGAUGAGUUUGAUGGGUCAGGUGAGCGAUUUAGGGCCAUCUUGGCCCUCCUGUCUGUAUAUUGACCGGUGACAUUGAUUGAAUAUGUCACAACCACGCUUCUUUAUGUAUUAGUUUUUACAGUGUUAAGGUUUUAUAAGUUUAAAUUCUACAUCAUGUAUUUUAAAACAUUUCUUUAUGAGUCUUGAAAGCAAUUUUAUAACUUUAAAUAACGAUGCUGUCAAUGUGUUAGGGGUAUUUUAUGAACAAAUGAUAAAUGUAUCUCCGGUUUCAUAAAUAUAUGAAUAUACAUAAAUGAUGUAUGGUGUAUCUGUUUCAUUAUUGUUGCUAAAUAAAAUUUGCUUUGC